Messenger RNA from Eimeria maxima, 1299 nucleotides. Its product is annotated as protein phosphatase 2C, putative. The coding region runs from base 1 to 1299 and encodes 432 amino acids. NCBI's taxonomy places the organism in Eukaryota, Apicomplexa, Conoidasida, Eucoccidiorida, Eimeriidae. The record is from RefSeq and is a predicted model, not a curated record. Gene Ontology annotation, biological process: protein dephosphorylation. The transcript has 10 exons. Gene Ontology annotation, molecular function: protein serine/threonine phosphatase activity.
AUGGGGGCCUGCGGUGCAAAGCAACUCAGCGGAGCUCGUGGUCUAGACGCUGGCGAUGACACGCUUGGGGGUAGCACGGAGAAUACGGAGCCAAGAGAGGUGGCGAGGCCAAGUGACAAGUUUCCAGAGUCUCAACCCUAUUUAGCCGAGACAGUUCACCCCAGCCUUCUAGGCCGGUUCUACCGGCCCAAGAACGUUACUUUCGAGUCAAGCAUAAAGUUGAACGUGACGGAAGGAGUUUCUCCAUGGAUACUAGGCACUCCAGGUGGCGGUAGCGUAGGCUCCAAAGAAAGCUCUCAACCGGGUCUCUCAAAUGCCUCCAAGCCUUCAAGUCUACGCGUCGCGGGCACUACGGAUGCCGGAGCAUCACCAGAAAGUACUCGCAGUAGCGAUGCUGGACUUCUUCAGGAGAAGGCAGUUCAGAUUACAGGAGCCGAUUCACCCGUUGCGCUUGAAAAGAUCGGGGUCAGCGUCGUAUGUAAAAAGGGUUACAAGCCAACCUGCCCGAACAAUGACGGGUUCUUUGUUUCACAUGUAAGGGGAUGUACAGUCUGCUGUGUCCUUGACGGGCAUGGCCCAUUUGGCCACGAGAUCUGCCAUGUCGUACAGCAAGACUUACUCAGACUAACUACUGACAAUCCAGAUCUGCCAAUUCGAUCAAAAAGUGUACUUCAGGAGGCUUUUCUGAAGGCCCACAGCAACUUGCAAUCGAAGUGUGACUCCUUUAGAUUGGACAGCAAGUUUAGCGGCACUACCGUCACCGUUCUAGUAUACCUGAGAAAACAAAACAAGCUGUUCACUGCUCACGUCGGUAAUAGCAGAGCUGUGCUCUGCAAGAUGAACAGAUAUGGUUGUGGGGUUCGCGCGGUAGACCUCACUGUGGACCACACUCCAACCAACAAUAAAGAACUACGACGGAUCGUUAAAGCUGGAGGACAGGUUAGGGCCCUAGGUGGUGAUGGUCUCCAUCGCAUUUUCUUGACGAGCGGAUGCUUGCCUGGACUGGCCGUAGCUCGGUCCAUUGGCGACACACUAGCAGGGGGUGCAGGUGUCAUAUCUCUGCCCGAGAUAAGGGAAUACAAAAUCGACGCCAAGCGCGACAAGUUCCUCCUAUUAUGUACUGACGGUGUCUGGAACGUCCUUUCAUCACAAGAGGCAGUUGAAAUAGCCAAUUCGGCCGAGCAGCAAGAAUGGAGAACAGCCCCAGAAGAACUGGCUCGUGAGUCGUGGCGCCGAUGGAUCAACGAGGAGCAAAUCUUCGCAGACGACAUGACUGUACUCUUCCUAAAACUAUGCUGA